Messenger RNA from Urocitellus parryii (Arctic ground squirrel), 1047 nucleotides. It is a transcript of the gene Or13h1, whose product is annotated as olfactory receptor family 13 subfamily H member 1. Gene Ontology annotation, molecular function: G protein-coupled receptor activity; olfactory receptor activity. The record is from RefSeq and is a predicted model, not a curated record. Gene Ontology annotation, biological process: G protein-coupled receptor signaling pathway. Gene Ontology annotation, cellular component: membrane. Lineage: Eukaryota; Metazoa; Chordata; Mammalia; Rodentia; Sciuridae.
UUUCUCAUACCCUCCAUUUUUAUUCUCAUUCUUUUAGGUGAAACUAAGCAGCUCCAUUGGCACCCAUUCAAUGAAGAGUAGCAAAAGGGACAGAUGGCCAAGGACAAUGACACAGCAGAGUUUGGGUUUUUUCUCAUUGGCAUCUCUAACUAUCCUGAGUGGAGAGACACAUUUUUCACCAUGCUGCUGAUAACUUACCUCUGCACGUUGUUGGGGAAUGGACUUAUCAUCUUUCUAAUCCUCUUUGAUCCUCACCUCCACACUCCAAUGUAUUUCUUCCUUAGUAACCUGUCUUUCUUAGACCUUUGCUAUGGCACAGCCUCCAUGCCUCAGGCCUUAGUGCAUUGUUUCUCUAUCCAUCCCUACCUUUCUUACUCACAAUGUUUCACCCAAAUGAGUGUCUCCUUAGCCUUAGCCACAGCAGAAUGUCUCCUACUGGCUGUCAUGGCCUAUGACCGUGUGGUUGCUAUCAGUAAUCCCCUGCGCUAUUCCAUGGUCAUGAAUGGCCCAGUGUGCCUUUGGCUGGCUGUGAGCUUGUGGGGGGUAUCAGUGGUACUCAGUGCCAUGCUCGUCUUAUCCCUGAGGCUUCGCUUCUGUGGGGCUAAUGUCAUCAACCAUUUUGUCUGUGAGAUUCUCUCCCUCCUUAAGCUGGCAUGUUCUGAUACCAGCGUCAAUGAGCUUAUGAUCCUCAUCACUGGUAUCUUCACUCUGCUUCUACCCUUUGGGUUUGUCCUCCUCUCCUAUGUCCGAAUUGCUGCUGCUGUCCUGAGGAUUCGCUCAUCCCAGGGAAAGUUCAAGGCCUUUUCUACUUGUGGUUCUCACCUGACUGUGGUGACAAUCUUCUAUGGCACAACCAUCUCCAUGUAUAUAAAACCUCAGUCCAAGUCCUCCCCUGACCAGGACAAGUUUAUCUCAGUGUUUUAUGGGGCUUUGACACCCAUGCUGAAUCCUCUGAUAUAUAGCCUGAGGAACAAGGAUGUUAAAGGGGCAAUGAGGAAAGUUAUGGCAAAAAUGGCAUAACCUUGCUUUGCUUCUAAACUUUUAAAA